AUGAGAGUUCGUGGCAAUUCUCUCCCAUGGAUUACCUCGAAAGUAAAGGAGUUAAUGCGGGAGAGAGAUUUUCACAAAAAGAAGGCCGUAAAAAAUAAUUCGAACAUGCACUGGAUCAAGUUUAGAGCAAUUAGGAAUAAAGUCAAUUCUGAAUUAAAGAAGGCUAAAAAGAACUACUUUUGCAAUAAAAUUAAAGAUUGUGUCAGGGUAAAGGACCCUAAGCAAAGUUGGAAAUUAAUAAACAAUCUUUUAGGCAAAAAUAAUAAAUCAUAUAAUAUUUCUCAACUUAAAGUUGAAGACGUUAUUAUUUCUGACGACAUAAAGAUAGCCGAGUACUUUAAUGAUUUUUUUGUGAAUAUCGGAGCUAAACUAGCUAACGAAAUCGAGAUCAAUUCCACUGAUUUCACUUCAUUACAAAGUGUUCCUUCUAGGCCAGAUAUUCAGUUUAAGUCCUCUGAAAUAAGUACACACGAAGUGUGUCUUCAGUUACGCAAUCUUAAAACAUCAAAAUCAACAGGUAUUGAUACAAUUCCAGCAAGAGCACUUAAAAUUGCUGCUGAAAUAAUUAGUCCGUCACUAACGUGGAUAUUUAAUUUAUCAAUUAAAACUGGAAUUUAUGUGGAAGAAUGGAAAAAGGUUUGGGUUUUACCGAUAUAUAAAUCUGAAGACAGACAAAAAUGCGAAAAUUAUCGUCCAAUUUCCAUUCUACCAAAUAUAAGUAAAAUCUUUCAACGUUUAGUCUUCAACCAAUUAUACAAAUAACUAAAUGAAAACUCCCUGCUUUCUAAGUAUCAAUCCGGCUUCCGUCCAAAGAACUCAACUUUGUCUGCACUUAUUCAAAUGUGCGAUGCCUGGUACACUAACAUGGUUAAUGGAGACUUGAGCGGUGUUGUUUUUCUUGAUAUUCGGAAAGCGUUUGACUCAAUUAACCAUAAUAUUUUAUUGCGUAAAAUGAAAGAACAAUUUGGAGUUUCAAAUAUCGAAUUAAAAUGGUUUGAAUCCUACAUUUCUAAUAGGGAACAAGUGUGUUUUGUCAAUGGCACGAUGUCAACACCUAGAAAUCUCGUUUGUAGAGUUCCUCAAGGGUCUAUUUUAGGCCCACUUCUAUUCCUGCUUUAUAUUAAUGAUCUCCCAAAUAAUCUCAAGAAUACAAUCCCGUGCUUAUAUGCUGAUGAUACACAGAUUUUUUCAUCUGCUAAUGACUAUCAGCACCUUGUCUUCAAUUUGAACAGUGACUUGAUUAACAUAAGUCAAUGGCUCAAACAAAACAAAUUGCAACACCAUUCAUCCAAAACUAAAUUAAUGUACGUAGGAUCGAAACAUAAUCUCCAUAAGAUAAAUAAUGACAUUCCUGUAAUGUUAAAUGGUCAACCAAUUCCUAGGGUAACCUCAAUACCGUGUUUGGGCGCCACCCUUGUUGAAACGUUGAGUUGGGAUGAGCAUAUUGACGUAAAGUUGCAGCAGGUAUUGGAACGUUAAGGCGCAUCAAGCCAUUCGUUCCUAUAAACAUGCUGCAAUCAAUCUAUAGCGCUUUGAUACAACCCUACUUCGAUUAUUGUUCUCCCCUUUGGGACACUUGUAACAAAACAUUAAAAGACAAAUUGCAGAAGUUUCAAAAUCGAGCAGCUAGGAUAAUAGCUGGUGCUGGUUAUGAGAUCAGGUCUGCUGACGUUCUUCAAUCUCUUGAAUGGGACAAUUUAGAAUCUAGAAGAAAAUUAACUAAGGCAACUCCUGUCUAUAAAAUUCUAAACGACCAUAGUUCGCCGAACCUGAAAGAGUUUUUGAUAAAAAGGAAUAUUUUGCAAACGACUUACGAUCUCAGAAAUGCUCAGAAUGAUCUGGCCGUUCCUAAGCCAAGACGCGACUCUCUGAAAAAGAGUUUUCGAUAUAGUGGUGCUAAACUAUGGAAUGAUCUUCCUGGUGAAGCUAAGGAAGCCCUAUCAAUAUGUUCUUUUAAAAAUAUUGUAUGGCAAAGUAACUAACCUAAUAUUAAUUUAAAUGGAUUAUUACAGACAUAUUUAUAUGGCCAAAUCACACCAAACCACCAACUCCUUUUUAAACCAUUCUAAUUAAUUACUAUAUAUAUUGCAUGUAUUUGUACUUAUAUUUGUCCUUUUUGUAAAUAGUUUUUGUAAAUUUUCAAAUGUCGACGCCCCUUGUGGAAAUCAACUCUCUUUGUUGACAAGGCUAGCGUCUUUAAAUAAAUUUUUACAUACAUACAUACAUACAUACAUACAUACAUACAUACAUACAUACAUAGCCAGUUCUUAGCGAACCAUUUCUGGCGCCGAUGGUUGAGUGAGUACAUUGCGCAGUUAAUAAAGCGAAGCAAAUGGGAUGUUGCACACAGAAAUCUACGUCGCGGCGACCUUGUCUUGAUCUCUGAGAAGGAUGGACCUCGUUCGCAUUGGAGGCUCGGAAGAGUGAUUGCACCGAUUGCAAGUGAAGACAGACUGAUCAGAUCCGCGGUGAUUGCAACGAUAUCGUGA
This is a messenger RNA of Paramuricea clavata, 2489 nucleotides long. The record is from the annotation of a GenBank genome assembly. NCBI's taxonomy places the organism in Eukaryota, Metazoa, Cnidaria, Anthozoa, Malacalcyonacea, Plexauridae.